CGAGAAAAUUGCCGAGAUCCUCUGGUAGUCAGUACACUGUGGACGAUCGGACGCGCUGGAUCGGUAGCUGUGGUAGCCGUCAAACUGCUGCGCCCUGGUGUGGUGGUCCCGACCCUGAUUCCAGUGUUCAAUUUCGCUCGAAUUUUCUCACCACGGAAAAUACGGAGUAGAUAAGCAAGAAUCGAAACGACUACUAAAACCAAAUAAUACAUUGUGAUAUAUUGACCGAUCGUGUCUGUUAUGCAAAGCAAGCGUGAGAUAGAAAGUGUUUAGUGUGUUUGUAUGUGUGUGUCCGGAAGUGUGAACAACGGCAAAACAGUGUAAUUUUUUGUAGCAAAUUCAAGUGUUUGAAAAAAAAAGAAUAAGAUCUGCUUCGUUCGCACUGCAGCGUGUAAAGUGAAAAUAAGGCUUGACCCCACAACAAGUGCGCAUCCCAGCCGCGAAGUGGUCCCCGCACGGUGCUGAUCAGUACGAUCCCGCGUGCCAUCUACAAGCCAAGCUGGCUAAUACUCGCUGCUAGUCGUCCCUCUGCUACAUCGGCCCUGCCUCGUAGGGCUGUGCGGUCAGGGCCACCAUCACAAUGGGGACCCGAAUAAAAUGGUUAGUCACUACCUCGCUGGUAGUUUGGUUCGGACAACAGACGUACGCGCAAUUCUGGGCGUCCAGCAACAACAAUGACAACUCCGGCGUCGGACUGUUUAAGCGACAGGAGCAGGAAUAUCCACGACAGCUAGCGCCACAGAUCGACCCGAGCUACAGCAUAAUGGACACGGCCAGCGGACCACAGGGACCACCGGGCAAGAACUGCACCUCCGGCGGCUGCUGCUUGCCGAAAUGUUUCGCCGAAAAGGGCAACCGCGGCCUGCCCGGACCGAUGGGGCUGAAGGGUGCGAAGGGUGUGCGCGGGUUCCCCGGGUCGGAGGGUUUGCCGGGCGAGAAGGGCACCAAGGGCGAACCGGGCCCGGUCGGGCUGCAGGGCCCGAAGGGCGACCGGGGCCGGGACGGUUUGCCCGGCUACCCGGGCAUCCCCGGCACGAACGGUGUGCCGGGUGUGCCGGGAGCACCAGGGCUGGCCGGUCGGGACGGUUGCAACGGCACGGACGGUCUGCCCGGUUUGUCCGGGCUGCCGGGAAAUCCGGGCCCCCGCGGUUACGCCGGCAUCCCCGGCACGAAGGGCGAGAAGGGCGAACCGGCGCGGCAUCCGGAGAACUACAACAAGGGCCAGAAGGGCGAACCGGGCAACGAUGGACUGGAAGGACUGCCGGGGCCGCAGGGCGAGGUAGGACCGCGCGGUUUCCCCGGCCGACCCGGCGAAAAGGGUGUCCCCGGUACGCCCGGUGUGCGGGGCGAGCGGGGCGACAAAGGCGUGUGCAUCAAGGGCGAGAAGGGCCAGAAGGGCGCGAAGGGCGAGGAGGUGUACGGCGCCACGGGCACGACGACGACGACCGGACCGAAGGGCGAGAAGGGCGACCGCGGCGAGCCGGGCGAACCGGGCCGAUCCGGCGAGAAGGGACAGGCCGGCGACCGGGGGCAGGUGGGCGAGCGAGGCCACAAGGGCGAGAAGGGUUUGCCUGGACAGCCGGGCCCGCGAGGGCGCGACGGUAACUUUGGACCGGUGGGCCUGCCCGGCCAGAAGGGUGACCGCGGCUCGGAAGGACUGCACGGACUGAAGGGCCAGAGCGGACCGAAGGGUGAGCCGGGCCGGGACGGCAUUCCGGGCCAGCCCGGUAUUGCUGGGCCGGCCGGUGCGCCCGGCGGCGGCGAAGGACGACCCGGCGCGCCCGGUCCGAAGGGACCGCGCGGCUACGAAGGACCGCAGGGCCCGAAGGGCAUGGACGGAUUCGACGGAGAAAAGGGCGAGCGGGGACAGAUGGGCCCGAAGGGCGGCCAGGGUGUGCCUGGCCGGCCCGGUCCCGAAGGUAUGCCGGGCGACAAGGGCGACAAAGGCGAGUCGGGAUCGGUCGGUAUGCCGGGACCGCAGGGCCCGCGCGGCUACCCUGGCCAGCCCGGACCCGAGGGUCUGCGCGGUGAGCCGGGACAGCCGGGCUAUGGCAUUCCCGGACAGAAGGGUAACGCCGGUAUGGCUGGAUUCCCCGGACUGAAGGGACAGAAAGGCGAGCGUGGCUUCAAGGGUGUGAUGGGUACGCCCGGUGACGCAAAGGAAGGACGCCCGGGAGCGCCAGGACUACCAGGACGUGAUGGCGAAAAGGGCGAACCCGGCCGUCCGGGACUCCCCGGAGCGAAGGGUGAGCGCGGUCUUAAGGGAGAGCUUGGUGGACGCUGUACGGACUGCCGGCCCGGACUGAAGGGUGACAAAGGCGAACGCGGUUAUGCCGGCGAACCAGGCCGCCCGGGAGCGAGCGGUGUGCCGGGCGAACGAGGAUACCCCGGCAUGCCGGGCGAGGAUGGAACACCAGGACUGCGCGGUGAGCCAGGCCCCAAGGGAGAGCCGGGUCUGCUCGGUCCCCCGGGCCCAUCGGGAGAGCCGGGUCGCGAUGCGGAAAUACCAAUGGAUCAGCUGAAACCCAUCAAGGGCGACAAGGGCGAAGCGGGCGAAAAGGGCCUGAUGGGCGUCAAGGGCGAGAAAGGAUUCCCCGGACCGGUCGGACCGGAGGGCAAGAUGGGACUGCGUGGCAUGAAGGGCGACAAGGGACGACCGGGCGAGGCGGGCAUUGACGGAGCGCCCGGCGCGCCGGGCAAGGACGGUCUGCCCGGCCGGCACGGACAAACGGUCAAGGGUGAACCGGGGCUGAAGGGUAACGUGGGCUACUCGGGCGACAAGGGCGACAAGGGCUACUCCGGGCUGAAGGGUGAGCCGGGCCGGUGCGCCAGCAUUCCGCCGAACCUCGAGGAAGCGAUCCGUGGACCGCCAGGCACGCAAGGCGAGAAGGGCGCCCCCGGCAUUCAGGGAAUUCGCGGCGACAAGGGCGAAAUGGGCGAACAGGGACGGACGGGCAUGCAGGGUAAUGCUGGGCCGCCGGGAGCACCCGGGCCAGUAGGACCGCGCGGACUGACGGGACUGCGGGGCGAAAAGGGUAAUACGGGACCGCUGGGACCGCCGGGUGCGCCUGGCCGUGACGGUAUGCCCGGAGCACCGGGACUGCCCGGCUCGAAGGGUGGCAAGGGUGAUCCGGGUCUGUCGAUGGUGGGUCCGCCCGGCCCGAAGGGUAACCCGGGCCUGCGAGGACCGAAGGGCGAUCGAGGCGGCAUGGGCGAUCGGGGCGAUCCGGGACAACCCGGCUCCGUGGGCUAUCCGGGCGAAAAGGGCGAUUUGGGCAUUCCGGGACAGCCUGGCUUCCCGGGCGAAGUGGGACCGAAGGGUGAGCCGGGGCCGAAGGGACCAGCGGGACACCCGGGCGCACCGGGCCGGCCCGGUAUGGACGGUGUGAAGGGUUUGGCCGGUCUGAAGGGAGACGUUGGCGCACCGGGCGUGAUCGGCCUGCCCGGCCAGAAGGGCGAAAUGGGCCAGGCGGGUAACGAUGGGCUGAAGGGCUUCCAGGGCCGCAAGGGUAUGAUGGGAGCGCCGGGCAUUCAGGGCGUACGGGGUCCGCAGGGCGCGAAGGGCGAACCGGGCGAAAAGGGCGAUCGGGGCGAAAUCGGUAUGAAGGGACUGAUGGGACAGACGGGCCCGCCCGGUAUGCUCGGACCGAAGGGAGACAAGGGUCUGGCCGGGCUGCCGGGACCGGCCUGUCUGCCCGGACUGUCGGGCGAAAAGGGCGACAAGGGAUACACCGGACCGGAGGGACCGCCGGGCGAACCGGGUGCCGCGUCGGAGAAGGGCCAGAAGGGUGAGCCGGGCGUACCGGGACUGCGCGGUAACGACGGACUGCCCGGGCUGGAGGGACCGUCCGGACCGAAGGGUGAUGCGGGCGUGCCCGGCUACGGUCGACCUGGGCCGCAGGGCGAAAAGGGUGACGUUGGCCUGACGGGCAUCAAUGGGCUGCCGGGCUUGAACGGGGUGAAGGGCGACAUGGGCGUCCCUGGAUUCCCGGGCGUGAAGGGCGACAAGGGUACGACCGGAUUGCCGGGUGUGCCUGGUGCACCGUGCAUGGACGGACUGCCCGGAGCGGAAGGUCCCGCUGGUCCGCGCGGGUACGACGGCGAGAAGGGCUUCAAGGGCGAACCGGGCCGCAUCGGCGAGCGGGGCGAACUGGGCGAAAAGGGUGACCAGGGACUAAUGGGACCGGUGGGGCUGAUGGGACGCAAGGGCGACCGUGGUGUGCCGGGUUCGCCCGGUCUGCCAGCUACGGCGGCCGCCAUCAAGGGCGACAAGGGUGAACCGGGUUUCCCGGGUGCGAUCGGACGCCCGGGCAAGGUCGGUGCGCCGGGCCUGCCGGGCGACAUGGGCACCAAGGGCGAGAUGGGCAUCCAGGGGCUGCCCGGACUGCCCGGACCGGCCGGACUGAACGGGCUGCCGGGCAUGAAGGGCGACAUGGGACCGAUGGGCGAAAAGGGCGACUCCUGCCCGGUGGUGAAGGGCGAAAAGGGUCUGCCGGGCCGGCCGGGGAAGAUGGGUCGCGAUGGGCCGCCCGGCUUGCUGGGCGAAAAGGGCGACAAAGGACUGUCUGGCCUGCCCGGACCGAUGGGACCGCCCGGACCGCCCGGCCCGCUUGGCCGGCAGGGCGAAAAGGGUGACCGAGGCGAUUCCGGUUUAAUGGGCCGCCCCGGCAAGGACGGACUGCCCGGACCGCAGGGCCAGCGAGGGCUGCCGGGACCGCAGGGCGAAAAGGGCGACCAGGGGCCGCCAGGAUUUAUCGGCCCGAAGGGCGAGCGGGGUGAACGGGGCCGGGACGGAAUGAACGGGCUGAACGGGCCGCAGGGACUGAAGGGUGACCGGGGCAUGCCGGGACUGGAAGGCGUGGCCGGUCUGCCCGGUAUGGUGGGCGAGAAGGGUGACCGUGGUCUGCCCGGUAUGGCCGGCCUGAACGGUGCGCCGGGCGAGAAGGGCCAGAAGGGUGAGACGCCACAGCUGCCCCCGCAGCGCAAGGGACCGCCCGGACCGCCCGGAUUCAACGGACCGAAGGGUGACAAGGGCAUGCCAGGGUUGGCCGGACCAGCCGGCAUUCCGGGCGCUCCCGGUGCGCCGGGCGAGAUGGGACUGCGCGGAUUCGAGGGCGCGCGCGGCCUGCAGGGACUGCGCGGUGACGUUGGACCCGAGGGACGGCCCGGACGCGACGGUGCGCCGGGUCUGCCCGGGCCGAAGGGUGAGCCGGGCCGGGACUGCGAGUCGGCACCGUACUACACCGGCAUCCUGCUGGUGCGGCACAGCCAGUCGGACGAGGUGCCGAUGUGCGAGCCGGGCCAUCUGAAGCUGUGGGACGGCUACUCACUGCUGUACGUCGACGGCAAUGACUAUCCGCACAACCAGGACCUCGGUUCGGCCGGUUCCUGCGUGCGCAAGUUCUCCACGCUGCCCGUGUUGGCCUGCGGACAGAACAACAUCUGCAACUACGCGUCCCGCAACGAUCGGACAUUCUGGCUGUCGACGUCCGCGCCGAUUCCGAUGAUGCCGGUGACGGAGAACGAGAUGCGCCCAUACAUCUCUCGGUGCACGGUCUGUGAGGCACCGACCAACGUGAUCGCGGUGCACAGCCAGACGCUCCAUAUUCCGGAAUGUCCGAACGGAUGGGACGGCCUAUGGAUUGGCUACAGUUUCCUAAUGCACACUGCCGUCGGCCACGGUGGCGGUGGCCAGUCACUGUCCGGGCCGGGCUCGUGCCUGGAGGACUUCCGCGCCACACCGUUCAUUGAGUGUAACGGUGGCAAGGGCCACUGCCAUUACUACGAAACGCAAACCUCCUUCUGGCUGGUUUCGCUCGAGGACCACCAGCAGUUCCAGCGGCCGGAGCAGCAAACGCUCAAGGCCGGCAACCUGCUUAGCCGAGUAUCUCGGUGCCAGGUGUGCAUCCGCCGCUGAGCUGCCGAGUAGGAUUAGGAUUUGGUCGUCUCUUUUUGUACCUCCCCUUUUCCUCUCUCCUUCAAAAUCUUUUUUCCCCCUUUUCCCUUGGGACCACGGGACGGGCGUUGCGGUGCCACUCAGCUUCGGGUGUUCACAGUGCUUACGAAUUCAAAUUUCCGUUUACCGACGCUUGACGUUGCCCACACCAUUGCCUUCCACACAUGCCUGGGGCCUUACUCAACAACAGAACAAGAUUUCACACACACACAGUAACACUAUCCGGGAGCGGGUCGAAAUGAACGAAACGAUGGGAAGCUCGCGGAUUAAAUUAUUUGCAACGAAGAAAAGCAAACGCUUGUUCAAGAACUACCAAAAACACAAACGAACACCCGCGCAUGCAUUUAGCAGAUACUGUAGGACGCAAAACAACCAAAUAUCAAAGUAACCAGAGGUAACAGAGGGUCAAUUCCAACAAGAGAGCGAUAAACAUGAGAACACAUUUACAGAAAGUGUACAAGUGUCCGUUAAAACGUUAAUUAUGAAUUGCCAUACUUCCUUCGCUAAAGUUAGCAAUGUUUCCGUACCGUCAGAAAGGGUUUUAGCCUGUCUAUAUGUGUUUGUAGUAUACAGUGUUUUCCAUAAUCUUCCCAUUUUCCAAUAGCUCUUUAACUCACCCCUGUGUAUUUGUGUUUUUACGGUCUAGGAAUGUUCCAAUAAUGUGAUUCCGUAGAUAGCCAAAAGAAAGUAACACCAAAACUGCCACCGCUAAGCAAACUUCCAUGGAAGCAUUUUCCUUUCUCCUACCACCCUCCUUCCCCCCUUCCUACACUCAAACACUGUCUAGGGUAGUGAUGAGGCGCGUUCAAAUACAUAAGUUCCAGUGUGCCAUGCAAUUAGGAGAAGAAUUAGGAGAAAACAAACAAACGCCCGCUUUACCAUGGGAAGCCUGGCAGUUGGAAAAGGUCUUUCCAAACGAAAAAGAACAAACUACUAACCCGAACCAUGAUAUCCAUGACAUGUUCUGUUUUUCCUCCAGCCUUCCCUAUCCAAUUACUUUUGUAACCGAAGCGAAUAAACAAAAUUAUCAUUUCAAAUUGACACCCAACACAGUCACUGAUGAUGCUUCUGCCCGCAUGAUUCAGCCACUGCCAUCGUUCUGUGUGCUUUCAGCAGUGAAACACGGUAGACAAA
Molecule: messenger RNA, 7090 nt
Organism: Anopheles arabiensis
Lineage: Eukaryota; Metazoa; Arthropoda; Insecta; Diptera; Culicidae
Gene: Col4a1
Product: collagen alpha-1(IV) chain
Exons: 7
Coding region: 581-5917 (1778 amino acids)
Cellular component (GO): collagen trimer
Molecular function (GO): extracellular matrix structural constituent
Source: RefSeq, a predicted model, not a curated record